This is a messenger RNA of Rasamsonia emersonii CBS 393.64, 2409 nucleotides long. Its product is annotated as DNA-binding cell division cycle control protein. The transcript has 4 exons. The record is from RefSeq and is a predicted model, not a curated record. NCBI's taxonomy places the organism in Eukaryota, Fungi, Ascomycota, Eurotiomycetes, Eurotiales, Trichocomaceae. Gene Ontology annotation, biological process: cell division. Bases 1 to 2409 code for a protein of 802 amino acids. Gene Ontology annotation, molecular function: protein binding.
AUGGCACCUUCUACCCCUCACAUAUCCAGCCAGCUGAGGCAGCUCAUUUAUUAUCACCUCGAUAAUAACCUCGUCCGCAACGCGUUAUUUAUUGCAGGUCGCCUUCACGCGUACGAACCCCGAUCAUCCGAAGCUUCAUAUCUACUCGCGUUGUGCCACCUCCAGAACGGUCAGCCCAAGGCGGCUUGGGAAUACAGCAGGAAUUCUGGUUCUAGGGGAACUCAUGUGGGCUGCUCAUAUGUCUACGCGCAGGCAUGCUUGGACUUGGGCAAGUAUAUCGAAGGCAUCACAGCUUUAGAAAGAAGCAGAAGUCUUUGGGCUUCGAAAAAUAAUUGGAAUAAACACAGCGAGACCCGCAGGCAACAUCUACCUGAUGCAGCAGCGGUUCUCUGCCUGCAGGGUAAGCUCUGGCAGGCCCACAAGGACCUCAACAAGGCUGUAGAAUGCUACGUUGAGGCGCUGAAGCUGAACCCAUUCAUGUGGGAUGCAUUUCUCGGUCUCUGUGAGACUGGGGUAAACGUCCGUGUGCCGAAUAUCUACAAGUUGACUCCCGAAUUGGUGGCUAUGCUCUCAGCAUCACCGCAGGGAGAAUCAGUCUCUCUAUCUGAGAAAAGUGUCCCGACGAGUGGGCCGCUACAGACUCAAUUAAAUGUUAAUCCUAAUCUCGAUCCAUUCACAUCGAAUGCGUCGAAAGGCGAGCCGGGUACCUCGUACGGCAGUUCAGCGCUCUGGGAGAAACUGAACGGAAGCACCGUCAGUGUCGCAUCCGUUGGAGGUAUUCAUGAAGGGUCAGAAACCCCAGUGACCCAAAACGACUCUGAUGAGCUGCGUAUGGCCAACGGGACGACGGAUACCUGGGAACCUCCACUAGCUCCUGCGAGAAAGAACAGGACCGUACAGCAGGUGGAAUACGUCGAUCCACCCCCGAAGAUGAAAGCUACGACCUUGAAGUCGAAGACCAGGUCUAAAGCAGAACUUGAUGAGACGAAUACCGUUCACGUUGAAAAAGAGCCUGCACCUGCUCCCGCUAUUGGGGACCGCAAGCGAACGGUUUCGGGCCAGGUCGCUCACCCAGCACCACCACAGCCAUCAGAGCCAGGCGCGCCUCAACGCCGAAGCGUGCGACUGUUCAAUCAAAUAAGGCCGACGACUAGCAAGCUCGCUACUACAGCCUUGGGGGCCAAGGAAGGGAGGGAGGUUAAAAAAGUAAGAGCUACGGGCACGAAGGGACGCACGACGACCACAUCGACGGUUGGCCGUGUUGUGAGCGGGAACCGGAAACCUGUUACCGAUGGACCCGACGCCGAUGGCAAAGAGCAUCGCCCGACGGCUGCAUCCCAAAAUGCGGCCGGUAAUAACCAUUCCAAGAGUGCGGCCGUGGACAAGUCGAAGGAGAUCGAGGCUCUUUCCUGGUUACUGGACCUUUUUUCGAAGCUCGCCGCUGGACACUUCGCAUUGAGUCGUUAUAAGUGUCAGGAUGCUAUUCAGACCUUCAAUUCACUCCCUCAGAGCCAACGGGAAACACCGUGGGUUCUUGCACAGAUUGGACGAGCGUAUUACGAACAAGCAAUGUAUUCGGAAGCUGAGAAGUACUUCAUUAGAGUGAAGACUCUGGCUCCCUCGCGUGUGGAGGACAUGGAAAUUUACUCGACGGUGUUAUGGCACCUAAAGAACGACGUGGAACUGGCAUAUCUGGCUCACGAGCUGAUGGAGAUUGAUCGAUUAUCGCCUCAGGCCUGGUGUGCAGUAGGCAAUUCGUUCUCUCAUCAACGUGACCACGAUCAAGCCUUGAAAUGCUUCAAGCGUGCAACUCAGCUGGAUCCCAAAUUCGCGUACGCAUUUACUCUUCAGGGCCACGAAUAUGUGGCCAAUGAAGAAUACGACAAAGCUUUGGAUGCUUAUCGACACGGCAUCAGCGCCGAUAGCCGGCAUUACAAUGCAUGGUAUGGACUUGGUACUGUGUAUGAGAAGAUGGGCAAACUCGAGUUUGCCGAGCAGCAUUUCCGCAAUGCAGCUAGUAUCAACCCGACGAAUGCGGUCUUGGUUUGCUGCAUUGGUCUAGUGCUGGAAAAGAUGAACAAUCCCAAAGCCGCGUUGAUUCAAUACGGCCGUGCUGCUUCUCUGGCGCCGCAAUCCGUGCUGGCGCGAUUCAGAAAGGCGCGCGCCUUGAUGAAAUUACAAGAACUCAAGUUGGCUUUGGCUGAACUGAAGAUCCUGAAAGAUAUCGCUCCCGAUGAGGCUAAUGUCCACUAUCUUCUCGGGAAACUAUACAAGAUGCUGCACGACAAGGCCAACGCGAUUAAGCAUUUUACCACGGCCCUGAAUCUUGAUCCUAAAGCGGCACAAUACAUCAAGGACGCCAUGGAAUCUUUGGAUGACGAAGAAGAAGACGAGGAAGAUAUGACGUGA